GGCAUCUGGGGUCUUCUUUCCUCCCGCCCCGCUGCGUCUGCUUCCACGCGUCUCUGCUGCCUGCGGACCGCGCAGCCGAGCCGGGGAAGCGGGCAGGUUCGGGCGCGGCGGCUGCGCUCGUCCGGGUUCGUGCACGCUCUUGGCGCCACUGACGGAUCCCACCUUCAGCCCUCGGGAGCAGCUAUGUUAGGCAACUCGGCGCCCAGGCCUGCGGCGCGCGAUGCGGGCUCGGCCCUGCCCUCUCUGCCGCCGGAAGACCAGGAAAAUGUCAACCCUAAGAAGGUGGCGUCUGCCCAGCAGCCGCGGGCGCUGAAGGCUGGGAAUGCGCUGUAUCCCGCGCUGCAGCAGAGGCCCAAGACGCGGCGGGUUGCACCACUUAAGGACCUUCCCAUAAAUGAUGAGCAUGUCACUAGGGCUCCUCCUUUAAAAACAAGCGAUAGACAGCCUAGAUUUACCAUUCAUGUGGAUGAAGCAGAAGAGGAACCUCAAAAGAGACCAACAGAGUCUAAAAAAACAGAGUGUGAAGAUGUCCUGGCCUUUAAUACUGCCGUCGCUUUACCUGGAACCAGAAAACCAUUGGUACCGCUUGAUUAUCCAAUGGAUGGUAGUUUUGAAUCACCACACACUAUGGACAUGUCAAUUGUAUUAGAAGAUGAAAAGCCAGUGAGUGUUAAUGAAGUACCAGACUACCAUGAGGAUAUUCACACAUACCUUAGAGAAAUGGAGCUCAAAUGUAAACCUAAAGUUGGAUAUAUGAAGAAGCAGCCAGACAUCACUAACAGUAUGCGGGCCAUACUUGUGGACUGGCUAGUUGAAGUGGGAGAAGAAUAUAAACUCCAGAAUGAGACCCUGCAUUUGGCUGUGAACUACAUUGAUCGAUUCCUCUCAUCCAUGUCUGUGUUGAGAGGCAAGCUUCAGCUUGUAGGCACUGCUGCUAUGCUGCUGGCUUCAAAGUUUGAAGAAAUAUACCCCCCAGAAGUAGCAGAGUUCGUGUACAUUACAGAUGAUACCUAUACCAAGAAACAAGUGCUGAGAAUGGAGCACCUAGUUUUGAAAGUCCUUGCUUUUGACUUAGCUGCACCAACAGUAAAUCAGUUUCUUACCCAAUAUUUUCUGCAUCAGCAGCCUGCAAACUGCAAAGUUGAAAGUUUAGCAUUGUUUUUGGGAGAAUUAAGUUUGAUAGAUGCUGACCCAUACCUGAAGUAUUUGCCAUCACUUAUUGCUGGAGCUGCCUUUCACCUAGCACUCUACACAGUCACAGGACAAAGCUGGCCUGAAUCACUAGUACAAAAGACUGGAUAUACCCUGGAAAGUCUUAAGCCUUGCCUUAUGGACCUUCACCAGACCUACCUCAAAGCACCACAGCAUGCCCAACAGUCAAUAAGAGAAAAGUACAAGAACUCAAAGUAUCAUGGUGUUUCUCUCCUCAACCCACCAGAGACACUAAAUGUGUAAGAGUGAAAGACUGCUAAAAUGAAAAUUAUCCAAAGCCAAUGUUGUAUAGUUCUUAUCUUGGGUUUUGAUUUCACAAUUAUUUCUGAAUGUCAAUGUUACAGCCACACUCAAAUUAUGGUAAUCUCUUACUUUUAGUGGUUUUAAAUUUGUGUAUCUUUUGUACCUGUAUCUUAGAUAUUGGCUAAUUUUAAGUGUCUUUGUUAAGGUAUUAAUGAUACCAGCUGUCAGAAUAAUUAAGAAUAAACUGAUUGGAAAUCUUUAAGUCAAAGUUAAUUUGAGAUAAAAUUGUGACUUCAGUGUAUUAUUCAGUGGGGAGUAGGAAACCUUCCUCUAACGUUAAAAUAGUUCAGGGAAACAACUAGACCAACUUGUUGACUUGGUCAUAAAGUAAGCAAAGACUGAAACAUGCUAGUUUUUAGUGCAGUGGAGCAAGCUGCUGGGACGAUUAGCCUUUUACACAUGUGGCAGUAGCUUAUGGAAGUAAUUUUUAUGGAAAUCUUUCAUUCCUCAUCAACCUUUACAAAUUUAACAGAUUACAGAGCAAAUGGAAAGCAACAAAUCUAAAAAAAAAAAAAAAAAAACCAGGCAGCUUAUUCAAAAACUCAACCAUUAUUAUAACUGACUUUUGAAUAAAAAAUACCCAGAGUUGUUAAUACUGAAUAAAUAUACUUUAAUAGUUAUAUAUGAACAUACAACUUUUGGCCUUAAUUAAUAGUCCUCUUCUUUUUCUUCUUUUUCACUAGACUUUUACUUGGUGCUUUUUCUGGUUUUGCAUUGGUAGUCUGAGUUCUGUGGAUAAAGUGAAGUUAGUAGCUCACUACAUGCUUGCUAAACUUUGGAUCACUGAGGACAGGGUAAAGACAGAAUAGAUAGCUAAUGUGAUAAUAACAGGAUUAAGAUCAGAGCAAAACCAAAGGGCAGAUUUCCAAACGCCUAAGUAUAUGUAUGUAAAUACAUGUAUAUGUUUAAAAGAAACCAGAAACCUGUUACCUUGUUUUCUUUGGGUUCUUAUCUGGUUCCAAAAUGAUCAUUUCUUCUUCUUCACUGUCUGAGAGCACUAUAGGGGCACCUUUGAAAAAUGUCAAGAAAGUAGUGAGAGUCACUUCUUGAGAUUUAUACAUGACCCCUAGAAACCCUCCCCCAUAUGUAUAUAGAUAUUUUUCACUCUUUAAAGUAACUCCUUUCAAUAAAAAUUCUUUUGUUUCUGUAAACUUGUUUUUUGAGACAGGGUUUCAUGUAGCCCAGCUGGCCUGAAACUUGCUUUGUAACCCACAAUGACCUUGAACUUCUGAUUUCCGUGCCUCCUUACCCAAGUGCUGGGAUUACAGGCAUGUGUUAAUGUGCCCAGUGUCUGUAAACAAUACCUUAAAAGUUUCUUAAUUAUGUAUAUGUGUCAUAAAAGAAAACUGAGGUGUAAAAGUUUACAGAACUAAUUAGUAAAUGAUUUAAAAUAAAUACACCACUCAUUUGUGCUACUAAGGUAUACAAUACUAAAAUUCUCCAAGAAGCAAGCUAAUUGGACUGGAAAGACAGAGAAGACAAUUGUAGGCAAAUACUAUUUCAACUUACACUAUGCUCCAUAUAGCCUUGAAAAUGCUGGUGUUUUUAAUACUGCCCAGGGCAGUAGCCAAAAGGUGCUCUAUCAUUUUUCUGUUUCUUUUAUUACUAUCAGACUUGACUGAAAAAAAAAGUUAAGCCAUUUGUACUUUCUUUGUAAACUGCUUUUCCCAAACAUUAAUUAUAUGUGUAAAUAAAAGAUGUGAAUUAA
Molecule: messenger RNA, 3223 nt
Organism: Jaculus jaculus (lesser Egyptian jerboa)
Lineage: Eukaryota; Metazoa; Chordata; Mammalia; Rodentia; Dipodidae
Gene: Ccna2
Product: cyclin A2
Exons: 8
Coding region: 184-1455 (423 amino acids)
Biological process (GO): mitotic cell cycle phase transition; regulation of cyclin-dependent protein serine/threonine kinase activity
Cellular component (GO): cyclin A2-CDK2 complex; cytoplasm; nucleus
Molecular function (GO): cyclin-dependent protein serine/threonine kinase regulator activity
Source: RefSeq, a predicted model, not a curated record